AUGCCUCUUUUUGAUGCUUAUCGCGAUUUAGCCACCCCGGUCUCAAGCGGAACUUCAACGGGCAAGCAAAAAAAAUCAAUUGUCGGCAGGUCGUUUCUUGACUCAUCCGGGAAGAAAUCAUCAGUCUCAAGAAAAACAAAGAAGAGAUCAUCUUCAGGGCUUAUCUUUUCAAUCUUUGAAAAAAAAACCAAUCUUAACUGUCGGGCCAAGUCUCUCCAUCCUCUAGAUCACGGAGUCAAUUGUUCUGGAUAUACCCCAUUUCUCCCUGCAUUCAUCUCACAAAUGCUUUUGUUAUAUCCAGGCCCUUCUGUCUCUUCCGAGAAUCAACAGUCGGCACUCCUGAAAUCAAUUCAAUCUAUUGAUCCAGAUAUCCGCGCAAUUGACUCCGCAUGGAUUCACAUCAUCCAUCCCCGAUCUGAGGAAUCUUCCAUUCUGCUGAAAGACCCUACUAGCCGAUUCGCUCAAAUUCUGGCCAGCUUAUUAGACUAUGGAACCGAUCUCCUAUCUGACCAAUCUCGCCAGCGAAUCGGCCAAAUCUUGACCCUCCCCCUUGGUUCAUCCCUGUCAAAUGCCUUCGUCGUCCGCUCGAGGCCUGGCACAAUCCCGCCCUGGUCGUCCAAAGCUACCGAUAUUGCCCGAAUCUGUCAGCUUUCCAACCAUGUGGAUCGGGUCGAGCGGAUCGGUUUACAUCUUCUUGAAACUGUCAGUGGCCAAGUCAAGGUUUUCGAUCAAGCUUGGCUGGAGUCAAUCGGUCAUCUUGUUCAUGACAGAAUGACUCAAGUGUGCUCGUCGUCUCUUCUAUCAUCCGAGGACGCUGUACCAACCCCAAAAACCGUCGGUUCCAGAAAAACGUUGAGGACCAUCAAUAUCUUCCCCGAUGAUCCAGAUCAAUCAUCAAGUGACGCCCUCCAGUUUGCUUGUACUCGGCUUCAAUCUGCCAAUCAAGAGUUUGGACUUGCCCUGGCACCCGAUGAAAUCAAUUAUCUUGCCAAUGCAUUUACUACCGGCUCAGAUGCUUCUCACCGACGAAAUCCAACCGAUGUAGAGUUGUUUAUGUUUGCCCAAGUGAAUUCUGAACAUUGCCGACACAAAAUCUUCAAUGCAAACUGGACUCUCGAUGGGCUUGCUCGCGAUCGCACCUUGUUCAGUAUGAUCCGUAACACUCAUGCCAAGCAACCAAAGUACACAUUGUCUGCUUAUCACGACAAUGCUGCAGUAGUUGAAGGUCCUACCGUCCCGCGAUUUGGCCUAUAUCCCAACAAAGCCUCCGACGUUCUCAGCGGAAAAUCUUACUCCAGCCAAACAGAACCGAUGCCUUAUGUCAUCAAGGUAGAAACUCACAAUCAUCCAACCGCCGUAUCUCCAUACGAGGGAGCUGCUACUGGCUCUGGGGGAGAGAUUCGUGAUGAAGGUGCUGUGGGGCGUGGCUCGAAGCCAAAGGCUGCGCUUGCCGGUUUUUCACUCUCCAAUCUGCACAUACCUGGUUUCUCUCAGCCGUGGGAAGUUGAAAAUUUCGGUAAACCGGCACACAUCGCAAGUAGUUUGGAUAUCAUCCUCCAAGCCCCAUUAGGCUCGAGUGCUUACAACAACGAGUUUGGACGGCCUGCUCUCUGUGGUUAUUUCCGCACAUUCACCCAACGUGUUCCAGCCCUCACAGGCCCUAACUCUGAGGAAAUCCGUGGUUUUCACAAACCAAUUAUGAUUGCUGGCGGUGUCGGGAAUGUCAGACCUCAGAUGAUCAACAAACGGAAAUUGAAACCCAACUCGAAGAUCGUCGUCCUUGGGGGACCGGGGAUGUUGAUUGGCUUGGGUGGAGGGGCGGCCUCUUCAAUUCAAUCGGGCGCUAGCUCAGCCGAGCUAGACUUUGCCUCAGUCCAACGUGAAAACGCCGAACUUGAGCGGAGAUGCCAAGAGGUGAUCGAUGCAUGUGUCAAUUUGGAUGAAGACGACAAUCCGAUUGAUAGCAUUCACGAUGUCGGUGCCGGCGGUUUGAGCAAUGCUCUUCCCGAACUUGUGCACGACAGUGGACUGGGUGGCCGAUUUGAACUCCGGGACAUCAAGAUCGAUGAUGAAACGAUGAGCCCGAUGGAAAUCUGGUGCAACGAAAGUCAAGAGCGCUACGUGAUUGGCUUGUCACCUACGGAUGAAGCUCUCGCCAGGUUUGAAGCAAUCGCCACACGAGAGCGGUGUCCGUAUUCGGUCGUUGGAGUCACGACAGACUCACAGGAAUUGAUCGUCACCGACCGCCUGUUCAGCAACACUCCUGUUCACCUCACCAUGGACACUUUGUUUGGAAAACCCCCCAAAGUAGAUCGAGUUUCGGCCACUACUCGCGCUGAACGCAAGAAGAUCGAUCUGAUGUCCCACUAUCCGACGGGGGUAUCUAUUUCAGACCUGAUCGGACACUGUUCUACGCGAGUCUUGCAACUGCCUUCAGUCGCUAGCAAGAGCUUCCUCAUCACGAUCGGGGAUAGAUCCGUUACCGGUUUGGUCACUCGAGAUCAAAUGGUAGGCCCCUAUCAGGUUCCAGUCUCGGACGUGGCAGUCACAAGGACUUCCUACGGCUUUGAUCUUGUUUCGGGCGAAGCCAUGGCGAUGGGCGAACGGUCACCAUUGAGCUUGAUAUCGGCGGCUAGCUCGGCCAAGAUGGCGGUUGCCGAAGCGCUCACUAAUCUGGUCGCCGCCGAUAUCAAUUCACUCGAGCAUGUCAAGCUCAGCGCCAACUGGAUGUGCUCAGCCAACCAUGGAAAUGAAGGCGCACGGCUAUUUGAGGCCGUCGAGGCCGUGGGUAUGGAGCUAUGUGCCGAAUUGGGUAUCAGUAUACCUGUCGGAAAGGACUCGAUGUCGAUGUCAAUGAAAUGGAAGGAGGAAGGCAAGACCAAAGAGGUCACGGCACCACUCUCACUCAUUGUGACUGCGUUUAGUGAGGUGGCAUCUGUCGAGAGGACCUGGACUCCAGAGUUGAAGGCGGGUUCUGCGCCGUCAGUGUUGGUAUUGAUCGAUAUCUCCAACGGACAAUGUAGGAUGGGUGGCUCAGCUCUUGCCCAAGUACACAAUCAGCUGGGCGACGAUUCACCGAAUAUUGACUGGAGUAGUCAUUUGAAAGGUUUUGUCGAUGGUUGUGUUGCCCUUCACCGUCAUCCCGAUCAGCCGGUUCUGGCCUAUCACGACCGAUCGGACGGAGGCCUUUUUGUCAGCUGUGUCGAGAUGAGUUUUGCGGCUCGUUUGGGACUCCAAUUGGCGCUUCCGGAAAAAUUCCAGACUCCCGAAGGUAUCUUAUCAUUCCUUUUCAACGAAGAAGCUGGUGCGGUGAUCCAAUGUGAAGAGUCCAAGGUGACUUUGAUAACCGAGACUUUUGCCCGAUUCGGUCUCCCGGCUUCGUGCAUUCAAGUCAUUGGGACGGUAUCUAGCGUGUCUAAGAUAGGCGAAGAUCAGACCGUUUCAAUCACUCAGCUUGGAUCAACAUUAUGGAGUUCGACCCGAUCUGAGCUUCAGUCAACCUGGAGUGAAACAUCUUAUCGUCUUCAGGCUAUCAGGGAUGAUCCUGAUUGUGCGAAGGAGGAAUUCGAACUGAUCAAAUCGAAUGCUGACCAAGGGAUGAUUUAUGAUGUCAAGUGUCCGCUCGAGUUUGAAAUUUCGAAAAGUCCACUGAACGAUCGACCCAAGGUCGCAAUCCUUCGUGACCAAGGUGUCAACGGACACCUCGAAAUGGCCUUUGCGUUCACUCAAGCUGGCUUCAAUGCAAUCGAUGUCCACAUGACGGACAUCAUCAAUGAUGAGAUCUCGUUGGAUCAAUUCAGAGGGAUGGUCGCGGUGGGUGGCUUCAGUUAUGGGGAUGUGCUGGGUUCUGGAAAUGGAUGGUCCAAGUCGAUCUUGCUGCAUGAAGAAACCAAGACGAAGUUCGAGAGCUUCUUCAAACGGCCCGAUAGCUUCAUGUUGGGGGUCUGUAACGGCUGCCAGAUGCUCACCAAUCUCGCCGAGAUCUUGCCGGAGAACAGGAUCAAUAACCAGCCGGUUUCGAUCGGCCAAAGCUGGCCGAAGAUGAAGAAGAACAAGAGUCAACGCUUCGAAGCCCGGAUCUCGAUGGUCCAUGUCCCCUCGAAUGAGAUCAAUCAAAGAUCGGUCUUCCUCAGGUCGCUUCAAGGCUCCCGCUUGCCGAUCGCCGUUUCCCAUGGAGAAGGCAGGAUCGACUUCACCCAUCAUCAUCAUCAUCAUCAACAACAACAACAAGAAGAGCAAUUCCUUCCAGCGCUUCAAUACAUCGAUCGGACCAACCUCCAAGCGACUGAAAAUUACCCCCAUAAUCCGAAUGGCUCGCUCAACGGAAUCACAGGCUUCCAUGCCGGCAACGGCAGGAUCCUGGCCUUGAUGCCCCAUCCCGAACGCAAUAUCUCCCUCGAAUCCGUCCGCUGCUUUAAGGUCUCUAAGGAUAAUCUUAGUCUUGAUCCGCUUAAUCCUAUCUUUGCUUGGUUUAAAAUGUUCGACGAUUGUCGAAAGUGGUGUGGUUGAUUUCCCCCCCCCUUUUUUUUUCUUUGUCUCUUUUUCUUGACAUCAUGUCUCUCUCUCUUCUUUUUUUUCGCUCUCUUUUCUUUUGAUCUCUUUGCUUCUUUUGUUUUUUGGUUGAUUUUUUUUUGUGUGUGUUCUGAGAGUCUACUUUCUUUCUCUCUUGUUCAAUCUUCAUAUCGGCCUGGAUUUGUUUUCUCUCUCUCUCUCUCUCUUUUUUUUUCUCAUCCUUUUUUGUUUUUUGUUUCCUUGUGUGUUCGUUUUGUCCAGUAAAAAAACAUAAAUAUCAUGGAGUUGGAUUUCUUGGGGUGG
Messenger RNA from Puccinia graminis f. sp. tritici CRL 75-36-700-3, 4815 nucleotides. RefSeq names its product phosphoribosylformylglycinamidine synthase. NCBI's taxonomy places the organism in Eukaryota, Fungi, Basidiomycota, Pucciniomycetes, Pucciniales, Pucciniaceae. The record is from RefSeq and is a predicted model, not a curated record. The transcript has 6 exons. Gene Ontology annotation, molecular function: phosphoribosylformylglycinamidine synthase activity. Gene Ontology annotation, biological process: 'de novo' IMP biosynthetic process. The coding region runs from base 1 to 4509 and encodes 1502 amino acids.